This is a messenger RNA of Penicillium brevicompactum, 3279 nucleotides long. Its product is annotated as glutamate dehydrogenase (NAD(+)). Gene Ontology annotation, cellular component: mitochondrion. Gene Ontology annotation, molecular function: L-glutamate dehydrogenase (NAD+) activity. The transcript has 3 exons. NCBI's taxonomy places the organism in Eukaryota, Fungi, Ascomycota, Eurotiomycetes, Eurotiales, Aspergillaceae. The record is from RefSeq and is a predicted model, not a curated record. Bases 1 to 3279 code for a protein of 1092 amino acids.
AUGUCUUCUCCCGUUUCCACCCCACCCUUGGAGACCAAUGGCAAUGGCGUGAGCUUGCCUAACCGCCCUCAGCCCAAGCUCUUUGCCAGCCAAGAUGGAAGCUCCGGCUCCGGUACCCCCAUCGGUUUCCAGCGCUACCCUCCCCACAACAAGCACCUGGAUCACGCCGUAGGCAAUGCCUUGCGACAGCCCUCCCCACAGCCCACCCACCUGGGUAUCCCCGGUACCCCGCAGCACCGUGUGUUGUCGGAGGAGGACCCAGGCUACAUCGCAGCUACCUUCGAGGGCAAGCAGAAGCAGAUGGAGCAGGUCAUGGACCAGCUCGAAGAAAAGGGCUUCUUCCCUAGUGAUUUCGUUAUUUCCGAAACCACCUGGUUCUACAACAUGCUUGGCAUUGACGACACCUACUUCCAGACCGAGUCCGUGGAUGCUAUCGUGACCCAGAUCCUUUCUCUCUACGCCGCCAAGGUUGCCGCCUACGCUCGCGAUGACAAGCAAUUGGAGAUCCGCUUGGACAAGGAGGCCGAGGACCACGCUGUCUACAUUGAUACCAGCAGGCCCGGUAUCUCCUCCAUGGAUGGUCCUCGCUACGAGCAGCGUAUCGACGAGAAGUACGUCAACCACUCCAAGGGCGCCAACAGCUACCGUGUGGAGACCUUCCGCUCGCCCAGCUCUCUGCCCGGCAACAACGGGCAGCAGCUGCGUUGCUACUUUGUGUACAAGUGCCAGUUUGUUGAGCCCAACCCAUCCCCCAAUGAGACCAACAUCGACAUCAUUGGAGAAAAGCGUUUCCUCCAAAAGGCCACCCCCAACACCAAGGCCGUCUACCAGGAGAUCAUCGAGACUGCUGUCAGCCGCUCCGGUCCCGUCAUUGAGAUGUUCGAGAUCGAGGGCAGCCGCGAGAAGCGUCUGGUCAUCGCCUACCGCCAAGGCUCUGCCAUGGGUCUCUUCAGUGCCCUCUCCGAUCUGUAUCACUACUACCGCUUGACCAGCUCACGCAAGUACCUGGAGAACUUCUCCAACGGUAUCACCGUGAUCUCGCUCUACCUGCGUCCCUCCGACAACAAUGAGAUCUCGGCCAAGUUCCCUCCCAUCGAGGCCGCCAUCCACCAGAUCAUGAAGGAAAUCUCACUCCUCUACUGUAUCCCUCAGAACCGCUUCCAAGGCCACUUCGCCAGUGGUCGUCUGAGCUUGCAAGAGACCAUCUACGCUCACUGCGCGUGGGUGUUCGUGCAGCAGUUCCUGAACCGUCUUGGAUCAGAGUACACUUCGCUGUCCGCUCUUUUGGACAGCAACAACAGUGUCCACGCUGAGCUGCUUUCAAAGAUCAAGAAGCGUCUGCGCACUGAGACUUUCACUGCCGACUACAUCUUCGAGAUCAUCAACAAAUACCCUGAGCUGAUCCACAAGCUUUACCUUGACUUUGCCAGCACCCACUACGUCCAGACCCAGGGCCCCAGUGGUGAUGACUUCCUCCCCACACUCAGCUACCUGCGCAUUCAGACCGAUGAGGUCCUCGACAGCGCCAAGCUCAAGCAGCUCAUUCGCGGAACUGCCCUCAACGAGCACGACGAGAUGGUCAUGACCUCCUUCCGCGUGUUCAACUCCUCCAUCCUCAAGACCAACUUCUUCACCCCUACCAAGGUCGCCCUCAGCUUCCGCUUGAAGCCGGACUUCUUGCCUGAGCACGAAUACCCCCAGCCCCUGUACGGCAUGUUCUUGGUCAUCAGCUCCGAGUUCCGCGGUUUCCACCUGCGCUUCCGCGAUAUUGCCCGCGGUGGUAUCCGUAUUGUCAAGAGCCGAAACGGCGAGGCGUAUAACAUCAACGCACGCUCACUGUUUGAUGAGAACUACAACUUGGCCAACACCCAGCAGCGCAAGAACAAGGAUAUCCCCGAAGGCGGUGCCAAGGGUGUCAUCCUCUUGGACGCUGACCACCAGGACAAGGCGCGGGUCGCCUUCGAGAAAUACAUCGACAGUAUCCUUGAUCUGCUCCUGCCACCCGUCAGCCCUGGUAUCAAGGAUCCCAUCGUUGACCUUCACGGCAAGGACGAGAUUCUGUUCAUGGGUCCCGAUGAGAACACUGCCGAGCUCGUCAACUGGGCUACCGAGCACGCUCGCGGCCGUGGCGCUCCUUGGUGGAAGUCCUUCUUCACCGGAAAGAGCCCCAAGCUGGGCGGUAUUCCCCAUGAUGCCUACGGCAUGACCACCCUCUCUGUCCGCCAGUACGUUCUGGGUAUCCAGCGCAAGCUGAACAUCGAACCCUCCACUCAGCUUAAGCUGCAGACCGGUGGUCCCGAUGGUGAUCUCGGAUCUAACGAGAUCCUGCUCGCCAAUGAGAAGUACGGUGCCAUCGUUGACGGUGCUGGUGUGAUCUAUGACCCCAACGGUCUUAACCACGAGGAGCUCCUCCGCUUGGCCAAGAAGCGUGCCAUGAUCUCCGAGUUUGACAUGUCUAAGCUCUCCUCCGACGGUUACCGCGUCCUGGUCGACGAGAAGAACGUCAAGCUCCCCAGCGGCGAGAUUGUCCACAACGGAAUGAUCUUCCGCAACACCUACCACCUGCGCUCACAGGAGAAGUUCGACGUCUUCGUCCCCUGCGGUGGUCGCCCCGAGUCCAUCGACCUGUCCACCGUUGGCAAGCUGAUCAAGGACAACAAGUCCAUCAUUCCCUUCAUCGUCGAGGGUGCCAACCUCUUCAUGACCCAGGACGCCAAGCUGCGUCUCGAGAAGGCCGGCUGCAUUCUGUACAAGGACGCCUCCGCCAACAAGGGUGGUGUUACCUCCUCUUCCCUCGAGGUCCUUGCCUCGCUCUCCUUCAACGACGAGGAGUUCGUCGAGCACAUGUGCAUCCGUGAGGACGGCACCGUGCCCGAGUUCUACCAGUCCUACGUCAAGGAGGUGCAAGAAGUCAUCAAGCAGAACGCUGCACUCGAGUUCGAGGCCAUCUGGCGCGAACACGAGAACACCGGUGUCCUGCGCAGUGUCCUCAGUGACCGUCUCAGUCUGGCCAUCACCAAGCUCGAUGAGGAGCUCCAGAUGACCGAGCUCUGGGACAAUGUCGCUCUCCGCCGCUCUGUCCUCGGUGACGCUCUUCCCCGUCGCCUGUUGGACAAGAUCGGUCUUGAGACCAUCUUGGGACGUGUCCCCGAGAACUACUUGCGUGCUAUCUUCGGUAGCUACUUGGCCAGCCGCUUCGUUUACGAGUACGGCAACCAGCCCAGCCAGUUCUCCUUCUUCGACUUCAUGACCAAGCGUAUGUCUAUGAUUCAGGCUUAA